This is a messenger RNA of Micromonas pusilla CCMP1545, 750 nucleotides long. RefSeq lists its product as uncharacterized. Gene Ontology annotation, cellular component: endosome membrane. The transcript has a single exon. Gene Ontology annotation, biological process: phosphatidylinositol phosphate biosynthetic process. The coding region runs from base 1 to 750 and encodes 249 amino acids. The record is from RefSeq and is a predicted model, not a curated record. NCBI's taxonomy places the organism in Eukaryota, Viridiplantae, Chlorophyta, Mamiellophyceae, Mamiellales, Mamiellaceae. Gene Ontology annotation, molecular function: 1-phosphatidylinositol-3-phosphate 5-kinase activity; ATP binding.
AUGGCGUCUUCGCGCGGCGCGUCGAGAAUCGUCCUCCUCGCCGGCGCGCUCGAAUACCAACGCGGCGAGUCCCCCGCCGCGCCGAGGCUGUCCUCCAUGGACGCGCUUCUGGACCAGGAGCACGAGCACCUGCGCGCCGCGGUCGCGCGCGUGUGCGACCUCGCGCCGGACGUGCUGUGCGUCGAGCGCACCGUCGCGAGGUUCGCGCAGGAGCUGCUUCUCGAACGCGGCGUGUCGGUGGUGCUGCGCGUAAAGACGAGCGCGUUGCGACGGCUCGCGCGGAGCACGGGGGCGUCCAUCGCCGCGGCCGUGGACGAGCUCACGGAGAACGCGGUCGGCGUGUGCGGGGAGUUCCGCGUGGAGUCGCACGCGGAGACGCGCGAGUUGGGCGAGGAGGGAGAGGGAGAGGACGCGGGCGGCGGCGGCGGCGGCGUGAAAACGUUGAUGACGUUCGAUAAGUGCCCAGCCGUCGGUCUCGGGUGCUCGGUGCUUUUGAAAGGCGCGAGCGCGCGCGAGUUGGGCGUCGUGAAGACUGCGCUGAGAGACGCGAUCGUGUGGGCGCAUCACGCGGAGAGGGAGGGCGCGUGGCUCGCCGCGUUUGCGACCGCGGCGGCGGACGACGACGACGACGACGCGACGUCCGAGUGGCCGCCGCCGCCGCCGCAGUCGCGCGCCGUCGCGAUCAGGCGCGUCCUCUUUUCACACUGGUCCCCGUACGACCGCGUUCGCGUUGUGAACGCCGAUCCUUAA